Molecule: messenger RNA, 1328 nt
Organism: Perca flavescens (yellow perch)
Lineage: Eukaryota; Metazoa; Chordata; Actinopteri; Perciformes; Percidae
Gene: stmn4
Product: stathmin-like 4
Exons: 6
Coding region: 132-698 (188 amino acids)
Biological process (GO): regulation of microtubule polymerization or depolymerization; microtubule depolymerization; neuron projection development
Cellular component (GO): cytoplasm; neuron projection
Molecular function (GO): tubulin binding
Source: RefSeq, a predicted model, not a curated record
UCCUUGCAGCCAGACGGGGGUGAUCGUAGUCACCGGUCCAUCAGCAGCAGCAGCAGAGAAGACGGAGACAGAGGGGGACAGACUGAGAAGGAUCUUCAGCAUCCCUGGGGAGUAACAUACGCAGUGAGAAGAUGACUCUGGCAGCCUACAAAGAGAAGGUGAAAGAGCUCCCCCUGGUGUCUCUGUUCUGUGCCUGCCUGAACCCACAGACUGCAGAUAAACCUACAUACAAGGCAGAAGAUGCGGUGGACCUGGGCUGGUGCGUCAUCAAAGACGUGGAGGUCAUUGAGCUGAACAAGCGGACAUCUGGCCAGGCCUUCGAGGUCAUCCUCAAGCCCCCAUCCUUCGACGGAGUGCCAGAGCUCAACACCUCCAUGCCGCAGCGCCGCGACCCGUCCCUGGAGGAGAUCCAGAAGAAGCUGGAGGCUGCCGAGGAGAGGCGAAAGUGCCAGGAGGCGGAGCUGCUGAAGCACCUGGCAGAGAAGAGAGAGCACGAGCGUGAAGUGAUCCAGAAGGCCUUUGAGGAGAACAACAACUUCAUCAAGAAUGCCAAGGAGAAGCUUGAGCAAAAGAUGGAGGCCAACAAGGAGAACAGAGAGGCCCUGCUGGCUGCCAUGCUGGAGCGGCUCCAGGAGAAGGACAAACACGCUGAAGAAGUGAGGAAGAACAAGGAGAUGAAGGAGGAAGCCUGCCGGUAGAUGAGUGGAGAUGAAGAAGAAAGAGAAUGAGCAGGACUGGGAGGUUUUAGAGUCUGUAAAAAAAGGAAAUCUAAACAGUGCAAAAAAGAAAAAGAAAGAAAAAGAACUCAAAAGCAACUCGAACAAAAGGAAAAGCCAAGUUUUCAUAUUUGAUGUAUGCUGUAACGAUUAUGAACAAGCUGUACAAAGUUUAGCCAACUCUUGAUGUUGAAAUUCCAAAAGAAAUCUGUCUUUUUUUUCUAAAAGAAAGUGGGUGGGGGGAUCGGGUGGCAUCAAAACAAACAUUUCAAAUUUUUAAUAGGGGGGGCGGCAUUGGUUGUUUGGUGAGAAUGAAAGCUGCAUCAAAGCAGGAGGAGGUAACAAUUUAAAUCAUAGCUCCCAUUCCUGCAGUUUCUUAAGUUAGAAAGCAGGAAAAGAAUAGGACCAAGGAUUGAACCCUGGGGUACACCACACGUCAGUUGAGCAGAUUAACUUCAGCAUCGUUAACUAAGAUAUGUUUUUCUUAAUGAUGCCUUAUAUUAGAAAUUGUAAUUGAAUGCUGCCUAUUUGGCAGCAACACUACCAAUUACAGGGUUUCUAUCCAAUAAGACUGUAACUAUGAAGUAGGGAGAUGUAAUCUAAAUUGUUACC